This is a messenger RNA of Colletotrichum tamarilloi, 318 nucleotides long. RefSeq lists its product as uncharacterized. The coding region runs from base 1 to 318 and encodes 105 amino acids. NCBI's taxonomy places the organism in Eukaryota, Fungi, Ascomycota, Sordariomycetes, Glomerellales, Glomerellaceae. The transcript has 2 exons. The record is from RefSeq and is a predicted model, not a curated record.
AUGUUCAAGAACAUGUCCGCCCAACAAUGGAAGUGCGUCCAUGUCCGAGUUUGCGAGCGACUAAGCCGCGGGAAGAGGACCAGUCUGUAUCUCUCUGGAAUCCCAUUGAGGCCUGCGGCGGUGGAGAAAGCAAGAGCGCGGCACUGUCAUACAUCAGUUGUGGAGAAAUUCAAACCACCCACGCCAUCGUUACCUAGGGACUUUCCACUCAUAAUCCGAACUCCAUCGCCUAUCAAAGAGGCUCGAUAUUCCUGUACCAUACAGAAUCUGCCUUGGUUGCAGUGUCAGCAGCUCUUGAGCGGUAUGUUCGCGUUAUAG